Messenger RNA from Triticum aestivum (bread wheat), 1414 nucleotides. Its product is annotated as transcription factor bHLH137. Gene Ontology annotation, cellular component: nucleus. Lineage: Eukaryota; Viridiplantae; Streptophyta; Magnoliopsida; Poales; Poaceae. The transcript has 8 exons. The coding region runs from base 183 to 1010 and encodes 275 amino acids. Gene Ontology annotation, molecular function: protein dimerization activity; DNA-binding transcription factor activity. Gene Ontology annotation, biological process: regulation of DNA-templated transcription. The record is from RefSeq and is a predicted model, not a curated record.
CAACUCUCCCACCUCCUCCUCUCUCUCUACCAUUAUACCCCUCCCCAACUUUUAUAUAAACCGGCAGCAGGGACAUCAAGGAGCCAAAAACUUUGUUGGCCCUUCUCUGAACCCCUCCUCCUUGCCAAGAAAACCUCAUCUGCAACACAAGGGGUAGCUAGCUAGCUAGUGGCUGUUGGGAAAUGGCAGGAUUCUCACACCUCCCCCAGCAGAUGGAGUAUGGCCUCGCCAAUGCCGGCAGCUUCUUGCUCUGCCAUGGCAACCCUGAGGAUGCAGCCGCCUCACUGGAGGGCUCGUCUGGUGUUCUUGACACUCCUCUUGUGGCCACUGCUUCUGUGGAGAAGAAGAGGAAGCCCAAGGAAGACACUGCCAGCCUCAACUCUGCCCACUCCAAGGAAACCAAGGAGAGUACCAGGAAGAGGGGAGGCAAAAAGCAGGGCAAGGAGAUGGAUGAGGAGGAGGAGGAACCAAAGGGGUACAUCCAUGUGAGGGCAAGGAGAGGGCAGGCAACAGAUAGCCACAGCCUUUCAGAGAGGGUGAGGAGGGAGAGGAUCAGUGAGAGGAUGAGGAUGCUGCAGUCCCUGGUCCCUGGCUGUGACAAGGUCACUGGGAAGGCUCUCAUUUUGGAUGAGAUCAUCAACUAUGUGCAGUCACUGCAAAACCAAGUUGAGUUCCUGUCCAUGAGGAUUGCUUCCCUGAGCCCUGUGGUGUAUGGUUUUGGCAUGGAGAGUGGGGCUGCCUUCAGUGACCAAUCACAAAUUGAAGGCAUGUUCCAUGACGCAGCGGCAUUGCCUACUGGUCCUCCCAUGAACAGAUCAUCUAGCCCAGCUCCAUCUCAGGCCAUGAUGGACACAGGCACCUCCUCCUCCUCCCCACCCUACUCACUUCAAGGCACCCAGGACAACGGCAGCAGCAGCAGCAGCUACAUGAUGCAAACAGUAGGUGAGCCAAGGCACGAACUGUUCAAUCAAGUGAUGUUCAGUAACUACAUGUGCUCCUUCCAGCAGUGAAAGGGAGGACCCUACAUUUGACAACGUCUAGGGGAGAGGAAAUAAUGCUGGCCAGGGUGGUGAUUGAGUUGAAGCACCAGAUGAGUUUGAGAUGUUGGAUGAUCUAGUGAUCCAUCCCCUUGUCUGGUGGCAUGCAUGCAGCAGUAGAGAUCAGUGAAGUACUAGCAACUAGAGUUAUUAAUUGAUUAGCAGUAGAACCAGAGAGGCUUGUGUUGUACUAGUAGCUAGCAUCUUUCCAAGUGAUAUGCCUUGCCAUCGCCCGUUGUACUCUACUAGCUUAGACAAAAGAUGUUUAUGAUUGGAUCAUUUGUUUAUAUAAAAGAGGGCCAUUUCUGCUGUGACAAAACACAAUUGACUCUUGGACAAAAACAGUCUCAGUUCAUCUCACUUCUGAACAUACAGUA